This is a messenger RNA of Trifolium pratense (red clover), 1215 nucleotides long. RefSeq names its product F-box/kelch-repeat protein At3g23880-like. The record is from RefSeq and is a predicted model, not a curated record. The transcript has a single exon. The coding region runs from base 1 to 1215 and encodes 404 amino acids. NCBI's taxonomy places the organism in Eukaryota, Viridiplantae, Streptophyta, Magnoliopsida, Fabales, Fabaceae. Gene Ontology annotation, molecular function: protein binding.
AUGGCACAACACUACAUUUGUCGUGGCAACAACUCUGGCAUUAAUCUUUUCUCUUCAUCUCAGUCGUGGCGGCGUCAGCUCAAAGUGGAUGCAUCCACUAAAUAUGUCCCUGACGACCUUACAAUGUAUGUUCUUUCUCGUCUUCCUGUGAAAUCUGUCCUUCGAUUUAGUUGUUUGAGUAAGUCAUAUAACUCCCUUGUCUCUGAUCCCACCUUUGUCAAAUUGCACCUUGAUCGAUCUUCAAAAAAUGCGGAUCUCACACAUGUGUAUACCGCAAACAAUAGGUCUGCAACCUUCACAGUUUUUCGUUUGCUUGAGAACUCUUGGAUUAUUACCAAUCUCCCCUAUGAUCCAUACUAUCAACUUAGAGACCAUAAGGAUUGUCACUAUGUUGUUGGUUCCUGCAAUGGAUUGCUCUGUUUGUACGGUAAUUCUUACAUGUACCGAAAGACAUGGCUUCGUAUUUGGAAUCCAGCCACGAAGACAAUAUCUGAAAAAUUAGGGUCCCGUUAUGAUGACUUUUUCGGCAUACCUAUUAAUAUGACGUUUGGUUAUGAUUAUUCAAGAGACACAUACAAGGUGGUUUAUUUCGUUCCAAAUAGAUCAAAUGUAAGGGUUUUUAGUUUGAACGAAAAUGUUUGGAGAAAUACUCAAGAUUCCCCCGAGGAGGCUCCACAUGAUCAUGCGAUGGAUCUUGUGUAUUUGAGUGGAAGUGUUAAUUGGUUGGCAAUUCGUCAUUCUUCUGCUCGUGUUUAUAAUCGCGAUAACAUUACCAUUGAGCAAUUUGUGAUAAUUUCAUUUGAUAUGAGCACUGAGACACAUGCUAAGUUGUUGCCUCCUCAGGGUUUCAAUGAAGUACCAUAUUAUGCACCAAAUCUACGUGUGUUAAAGAAUUGUCUUUGUUUUUCUCACGAUUUCAAACAAACACAUUUUCUUGUUUGGCAAAUGAAGGAAUUUGGAGUUGAAAAGUCUUGGACUCAAAUGUUUAAAAUUAAUUAUAACAAUCUUCAAAUGGAUCAUCACUUUCAUGUGGGAUUUAUUUUGUUGCCAAUAUGCCAUUCCGAAAAGAGUGAUACUCUAUUGUUGAUAAAUAUUUUGGAAAUGCGAGUAAUUCUAUAUAAUUCGAGAGAUAAUAGAGCUGAAAGAAUCCAUAAACCUAACUUCAUCGGCAACAUACUACACAAGUAUGUUGAAAGUUUGGUUUGGUAUCGUUAA